Messenger RNA from Glossina fuscipes, 989 nucleotides. RefSeq lists its product as uncharacterized. The record is from RefSeq and is a predicted model, not a curated record. The transcript is spliced from 2 exons. NCBI's taxonomy places the organism in Eukaryota, Metazoa, Arthropoda, Insecta, Diptera, Glossinidae. Gene Ontology annotation, cellular component: mitochondrion. The coding region runs from base 78 to 881 and encodes 267 amino acids.
CUGCAGAAGUAAAAAAUAAUCAUGAAAAACUAAGAAAGUGCAAUUUUCAAAACUUAAAAAUUUAAUAGAAAAUCAAGAUGACUUCUCUCAAGGUACUGCUGCGCUUACCUAAAAAUCGGGUCAGCAAAUUUUCAUUGUAUCCUUAUCAAUUGCCAUCAUUAUGGUAUGUUGGACGUGCUACCCUAUGCACAUCGUCGGCAGUUAUACGUAACACGCUUAACAGAGGAAACAAUCAACAGGAACUCAAACAAGCCAGAUAUCUUUUGGCACCGACAUUCAAAUUGCAAAACUUUAAUGCUUUAAAUAAAUGUAAGCGUUGCUGGUUUGGUACCAAAAAUCCCGACCAAGCCAAUAAGUCGGACACGAAAUCGGCAGCUGUAAAUGAAGUAGAAUUAUUUGGUGACGGUUCGAAUUUAAGUCAAUUUCAAAAAUUGAAAUUGAUGUAUAAGAAAUAUUGGUAUGUCUUGAUACCGGUGCAUUUGAUAACGUCAACCUGUUGGAUUGUAGGUUUUUAUUACAUGAUAAAGAGUGGUGUCGAUGUUGCCUCUAUAAUGACGUCUUUACAUAUUAGCUCAACCAUUAUUGAAAAAGCAAGCAAUUCCCAAGUGGGCCAUUGGGCUCUUGCUUAUUUAUGCUUUAAGGUAGCCACACCUCUACGUUAUGCUGUUACUUUGGGUGGGACUACAGCGGCUAUUAGAUACCUGGGGCAAGCCGGUUUAAUUAAACCGGUGCCCACCAAAAAUGAAUUUAUGCGUAUUUAUGAGGAGAAAAUUGGUAAAAACAGCCCUAACAACUCCAAAAACUCAAGUCAAAAGUCAAAACAAUCCGAAGAGGACGAUGAUGAGAGUGAUAAAACAAGUAAUAAAAAGCAAGGCAAAUGAUUAUUUACACUGCAAUGUAAAGGAUAAAAUGAUUUUGUUGAGUGCAUGUUCUAUUUAUACAGUGGAUAUAAAAUUAUGUUUUCCUUUAUAUUGCCAACUGUUCACCAU